This is a messenger RNA of Rhododendron vialii, 1212 nucleotides long. Its product is annotated as myb-related protein 308-like. The coding region runs from base 200 to 1108 and encodes 302 amino acids. The record is from RefSeq and is a predicted model, not a curated record. The transcript has 2 exons. NCBI's taxonomy places the organism in Eukaryota, Viridiplantae, Streptophyta, Magnoliopsida, Ericales, Ericaceae.
AAAAGCGGGCAACAAGGCUAUUGUUGUCUUGUGCUCUCUAAGAGCAUCAGCCUUGGCGAUAAAAAAAGUACAUCAACCUCUCUCUCUUGCUUUUCUAGCUACCUUUCUCGAAGCAUAUACCAUAUAUAUAGCCUGUGUAUAUAUAUCUUUGGAAGGGAAAUUACAAGGAAAUUAAUAAAAAGAGAGAAAGAGAGAGAUCAUGGGAAGGGCUCCAUGUUGUUCCAAGGUUGGGUUGCAUAGAGGUCCAUGGACUGCUAGAGAGGACUCCGUGCUUACCAAGUAUAUUCAGGUUCACGGUGAAGGCAACUGGAGGUCUCUGCCUAAAAAAGCCGGGCUACUUAGGUGUGGAAAGAGUUGCAGGUUAAGAUGGAUGAAUUAUCUAAGACCGGAUAUCAAGAGAGGGAACAUCACUCCAGAUGAGGACGACCUCAUCAUCAAAAUGCACGCUCUUCUCGGCAACCGAUGGUCUCUCAUAGCAGGAAGGCUGCCGGGUCGAACCGAUAACGAGAUAAAAAACUAUUGGAACACCCAUCUUAGCAAGAAACUGAGAAGCCAAGGAACCGACCCAGAGACCCACAAGAAGUUGUCGGAUCCAGCCGUACAAGAACAGAAGAAGAAAAGGAAGAGCAGCACUAAGAAUCAGAAGAAGAAGAAGGCGGCCAAGUACUCCAACGUGGAAGUACUGACAGAAAAGCAGAAAGUUCAUACCCCAAAGCCCACUAGGAUCAAGUCGUUGAGUUCGUUUUCAAUGUCAAGGACCAAUAGUUUCGAUUGGACUAGUGGUUCUUCAAGCAAUGAAUUAGGAGAUCAUAGAGGGCUGUUUGGUAGUACGGAAGUUGCAGCAGAUAUUAACAACCCAUGGUCGACGACUAAUUUCAAAGAGGUCGGAUUUCUUAUUGGAGAAGAUCAAGAUCACGGCGAUCAUGAUGAUGACCAUCAUUUGGUAAUUAAUGAUUCAGAUUUGGUGUGCGAGUCUUUCGUACCAAUGUGCGAUGACAAUCUAGAGAAGCUAUAUGAGGAGUAUCUACAACUUCUGGAGAUAGGGGAUGGUGAUGAUCAUCACGACCGUGUCCAGUUGGAUUCGUUUGCUGAGUCCUUUCUCAUCUAAAUAAAUAUUAAUGGAUGAUAUAUAUAUUAUGAUACUCGAUCCUAAUAAUAAUAAUUUAAAUAUCGAUCAUCAAUGGGAAUAGUACGUAUAGUAGUUUUAAUUAA